UUUUUUCAAAAUAUCAAAAUUUAAUAAAACUUUUUUUAUAAUUAAAAAAAAAUUUCAAUUUUUCUCACUAUAUAUAUAUAUACAAAAAUAAUUUAAAUUAAAUAGAAAAGUAACAAAAAUUUAAAUCAUGGUUCAAAAAAUAAGUGCGGAAUUUAUUAAAGAAUGCAUAAAAUAUCACAAUCAGUAUCGUGAGCGUCACGAGAGUCCACCAUUACAAGAAGACGAAAGGUUGAAUCAAUUAGCACAAGAAUGGGCGGAAAAUCUCGCGAUAAUUGACAAAAUGGAACAUAGACAAAAUAAUUUACAUGGAGAAAAUAUUUAUCAGGCUUUUGAUUCGAAUACGGAAUGGAUUAUGGAUCCUCAUGAUCCCGUGAAAUCCUGGUAUGAGGAAAUUUCUUUAUACGUAUUUGGUGAAGCGGAACCGAAAAAUUCAAGUGCAGUCGGACAUUUUACUCAAUUGAUCUGGAAGGAAACAAUAAAAAUGGGCGUUGGAUUGGCGACCAGCGAAAAGGGACAAGUUUAUGUUGUUUGUAACUAUGAGCCUGCUGGUAAUAUUGUUGGAGAAUACGCGAAAAAUAUUAAACCUGCCAAGAAAUUGAACCAGGAAAUCGAGGCGGAAAGAAGCGUUGAAGAAAGAAAUAGAAGAAACGUGGAACGCGAGGAAAAAAGAAAAAAAAGAAGCGACAAAAUAACUUUGACACUCUCUGAAGAGAAAAUUGGGAUCAAGUUCGUUCAACCAAAUAUAGAAAUCAUAGAAUCGAUGGAACGUUUAAUUGCAGUGCCAUCGGAAAAAAUUCGCGUUUGGUGCUGUUGGCUGUCAAUGGUGGGGGAAGAAAUUCAUGAAUGGCGACAUUGGCUUCUUUCCCACAUUAAUCUCGUUCUACGAAUUAGUGAAAUUAUGAAAAAAAUUCAACAAGCUGAUGAACAUUCAAAAGCUGGGGAAAAAAAUUUAAUUGAGGAAACGUCUUUAGAGAAAGAGAAAAUAUCAUCUGAUAAUGAGAAAAUUGAUAUUCAAAUUAAUAGAGAGGGAGAUAAAUCUCUUUCCGAAGGUACUGUUUUUGUGACAGCCGCAGAAAACAGUGAAGAUGAAGAAUAUGAAAAGGAAAAUGUACAGAAUACAAAAAAAUUAAACGAAGAAAAACAAGCAUCAACGAAUGAAAAUACAAAAUUACAAGAGAAUUCUCAACAUGAUUUAAAAGCAAAAUCAAUGAAUGUAGACAGUUCACAAGAUACUAUACAGUUUGAGAAAUUAACUACAAACAUUGAAUUGACAUCGAAUGCAAAUAAUGUGACUAAAGAUAUUAGUGAUGAAGAAAAAAAGAUUGUCGAUGACAAAGCGAAAGAAAUGGCAGAACAAAUUGACAAUGAUAAUGAUAAUAAUAAUAAUAAUAAUAAUGAUGAGGGGGAAAAAAUAAAUCAAGAGGAUAAAAAUAAAGAUGAAUAUACCUGGCCCAUUGGAGUGUCAUGGAAACCAAUCAAUGAGUUUGACAAAAUGAUGAUGAGAGAAAAGAAGAAGAAUAAUCGAAAAAAAGUCAAAAUUAUACCGAUCCCUGAAAAUGAGGAAGAAAUGAAGAAGUUGAUCUUGGACGUUCGCCAUAAGGCGACAAUAUAUAGAUCCUAUUAUCGUCACUGGUUAGAAACUGGAAAAAGGGCUAAAAAUGAAAUGUUGGAUAGAGAUGUGAUGAAAACAGAAAUGGUUUAUACACACGAGGAAAUACCUUACUUCUUUUACAUGAAAUGCGAUCCAGAUAUUGCGAUAGGAAUCGAACAUGAUGACGAAGAAAUUCUUUUACCAGAUACCAAGCGUGAAAGGAUUUCCUCUAAUUACGUUAAUUUGUAUUUUAAUCUCGUCGACAAACCAGGUAAAGGCGGAAAACCAUGGAUUUAAAGAGUUAAUUACAAAAAUAAAAAUCCUUUAAUUAUACGAUUCAUUUUCAUAAAAAAAAAAGAAAUUUCACUUUAUUAAAUAAAACCCACCUUUUUUUUCCCUCUAUA
Molecule: messenger RNA, 1995 nt
Organism: Leptopilina boulardi
Lineage: Eukaryota; Metazoa; Arthropoda; Insecta; Hymenoptera; Figitidae
Exons: 12
Coding region: 128-1888 (586 amino acids)
Cellular component (GO): extracellular region
Source: RefSeq, a predicted model, not a curated record